Molecule: messenger RNA, 3348 nt
Organism: Adineta ricciae
Lineage: Eukaryota; Metazoa; Rotifera; Eurotatoria; Adinetida; Adinetidae
Source: the annotation of a GenBank genome assembly
AUGAACCUUAUACAUCUUUGUAUAUUAUUGGUUAUUGUUGAUCAAUGUUAUGCUAGUCCACUUGAAGAUAUUUCUGCUAUGCCUGAUUUAAGUUUAUUUUAUCAACAACUAAUUCGCCAACCAGAUCUGCAAGGGUUAUUACAAGAUAUCUAUCAAUCUCAACAGCCCAUGAUCACAGGAGAGUUUACUAUAUUUGCUCCGAGUAAUGAUGCGAUGGCUCGCAUCAAUCGUCGAAAUGAAGACCCUAAUCUGCUUUGGAAGUAUCAUAUUGUACCUGGCCGCUAUGAUGAUCAAGCACUCUAUAAUCUGGCACAAGAAAAGUUCAAUCAGGCCAGUCCACGACAAAUGACGGAUGCUCGACCACAGAAUAGUCUACUAACGUUGGCUGCUCCCUUUCAGGUCUUCUACGGCGUGGGCUUUUAUGGUGGUACAGGUCCAUAUAUAAAUGUAAGUUAUGAUAACACAGGUUAUGGUCAAGGUGGAGGCCCUGGAUCUCCAGGGGCAGCAAUCAACAUAACGAAUACUUUUCAAAGUUCUCUACCACUCAAUCCAUAUCUCGUCAACACAAACAAUUAUAAUCCAAAUCAACAAAGCCAAACCUAUGUUGUUGCGCAAGGCAGUGCAUCAUCUGGAAAUCCGAAUUUAUUUCCACCAAAUUUGACCAAUUAUUACACGAAUGUGUUCAAUCCAAAUGUCAACACACAAUUUCUUCAAAAUGCUAAUCCGCCUACUUCGAACUUCAACCCUAAUUUUCAGCAGCCGCAACAACAACAACAACAAUAUUUUGGACCAAUCAAUUAUCCUGGAAUCGGAAUACCACGUCCAACAAUUAACAAUGCUUUCGUAUUACAGUCACGCACGAUGAGUCGUGGUGUGAUCAAUGUGAUUGAUAAUAUUCUAUGGCCUCCUGAAAGACGCGCUCAAACACAAUUCAAAACUGCUUACGAUGCUCUUGAAGAUCCACAGUUUUCGCGUCUUCGAUUACUGGCUGAUCGUAGUGAAUAUUUUCGUUCGGAAUUACGUUCAGUAAAUCAGCAAACUUGGUUUCUACCAAAUGAUCAGGCAUUUGCCAGUUACGGUACUGGUUUAAGUUUUCUAUUUGAACCAUUGACUGUAGAAAAUAUAAACGAUAUAAAUGAUUUUAUCAAAUCACAUAUUGUUCCACUUGUACUAUAUCCAAGUGUAAUGGAUGCAAGUAAACAAAUAAGUACAUUGAGUAUUGGUAAAUGGGUUACAUUUCGCAAAACUGCACAAUCGGAAGCGGCAUUUCAAGUUGAUGUCGUUUCAAAUCGACAAAUUGCGCAUAUUGUAACGUCACGGCCAGAAGAUAUCAAAAUCUAUGGUAAUGGCGUCGUCUAUCCAGUUACUGCAAUUCUUAGUGGCCCUGCUCGAUCAGCUGCUGAUGAACUUGCUCGAAGUUAUCAAUAUUUUAUGGCUUUGAUUCAACAAUCGGGUGAUACAGAAUUAGUGAAUUUAUUACAAGGUAACACGGCUGGUUUAGGCAAUACGGGCCCAAAUAUAUUCAAUCCACAAAAUUUGUUGAACAUCACUGUGCUUAUUCCACAACAAAUAGCUGUUCAACAAUUAGGAAACUCGCAAGAAUUGAGCAAGAAUUUGCGUCGACAUAUUUUACGUUUUCCUGUGUAUACUGACCAAUUCUUGAUGGGAUCCAAUACAUUUAUUCAGCAGCAGCAACAACAACCACCUUUCGUUCAAACUGGCUUUCAGGGACCAAUAUUUCAAAGAUCAAAUUCGGCCCCUAAUAAAAAUGUGCCACGACGUCGCCGUCGUCGACGACAAUUGAAUAUACCGCCUAAUAUUAAUUUUCAACAACAGCAACAAAUGCCACUAGUUCAACAACAGCAACAGAUACCAUUAGUUCAACAACAACAACAAUUACCAAUAAUUCAACAACAGCAACAAAUACCAUUAGUUCAACAACAGCAACAAUUACCAAUAGUUCAGCAGCAACAGCAGCCGCUCAAUCCAACACAAAAUCCAAGUUAUUAUCAAAUCCCAACAUUUCCUUCUUCAGCCAUUUUUCAAGAUGGACAAAUAUAUCCUACCAUGGAUCCAACAUUCUCCAUUCAAGCACAAAUUUCAAGUGGACCGAACGGAAAUGUGGUAACAUUAAUUGGUCGCCCGGAAAAUUCUCUCCCGUUCACAGCUGCAAUACUCAAUUCUGAAUCGAAUAUACCUAUUAAAAAUGGUGUCAUGCACGUUAUUCGAGGUAUUCUAUCUGGAACAGUUAUUCCAAUAGAUACUGUGCUUUCCACAAUGCAAGGUGCAAGUUCAUUUACGCAACUAAUGCAGCAAACAGGCGUCAUCGAACAACUGAAACAAUCUGGACGACCAUAUACUCUCUUCAUUCCAACUAACACUGCCCUACAAUCAAUUGGUGUUACAGCUGACUUUAAUCGAAUCCGACAGUUUGUUCUUCGUCAUAUAUGUUCUGAUGUUCUUCUGGAUCCAAUGACAAACGUCUUGCGUCGUUCUGGUGGUUAUUUUAGUCGUAGUCAAAUGCCUGCAGCUCAAUCGCAAUCACGAUCACAAUCACAAUUGUAUCAAGCUAUAAAACGAUCUCGUCGAAAACGGCAAGAUUGGGCUGAUACCUGGAGAAAUGGAACAAUUUCUACGGGAGGACAAACCUUCCGAGCACCAGAUCUUGGUCCAGGUUAUUUUCAACCUCAACAACAAGUUUAUGGAGGAUAUCCUGCUGCGCCGUCACCCUUUUGGUCAUACAAUCAAUUAUACAAUCCAGGUUAUGUGAUGAGUGGCUAUGCUAAUCCCAAUUCGGAAUAUUUUCCCGGCUAUAAUGGUACUUAUGCCGGUGCAGGUCAUUUCGAUUAUCAAUCGUUGGGUGUACCUAGCCAAGUAGCACCUGAAGGUGUUUGGAAUCAUAGUGUUAAUGGUGUGUUCAAUCCACAACUCAAUGUUGUACCCAUUACUGGAUCGACUAUUGGCAAUGUUGGCGGUCAAAGUUAUUAUGCAGGCUCAGGUGGAUUUUACAGCGGUGCUAAUUAUGUUACUGGACCGCAAUCAUGUACGGCUAUGACAGGUGACCGUAUUACUAUUCAACCAUUACCCAAUGCACAACCUUCAGGUUUGGGUCCAUCAUCAUCUUAUCAAAGUUAUGUGGUAACUUGCUGUGGUGAUCAGUCUGUUAAUAGUAUGGUUCAAUCAUUCAAUGUCUACCCUCCAAGUUAUGCAGUCUACAUCAUUGGCCGAUCAUUACUAGGCUACGGUCAAACAAUUGCCAACAUGUACAAUCAUGCAAUCAUCCUGUAUCCGUCUUAUUUUACUCUAGUGCUCUUCACUAUUUUAUCGAUCUGUAUGAAACAUCUCUAA